ACAAUCGUUUUAUUUAUCUAUACAUCUAAGAAAUUUCAUUAUAUAUAAACAAGGAUUAAACCGUCAGAAAUGGUAAUGAAAUAAAGUAAAAUUAGUAUCCAUUAAAUUUGAUUGCUAAAAAAAGUAGCUGCCACAAUGUUUCAGCUUAUCAAACAAAAGAUUUGUCUUGUUAUUUUUUGGAGUUUAGAAGGGAAAAUGUUGACUAGUUGGACUAACCAAUGAGAGGAAGCCAUGCAUAUGUAAUAGUAAUAUGAGAGAGAGAGAGAGAGAGGGUGGCGCCAUAGGAUCUAUGAACAAGAUGACCCACGUGGCUUCACCACGUCAAUGACAGCUAUUCUUUUAUAAUGUGAAGACUAGAAAGUGAUGCUUCCCAAUCACACUAAACGAUCCAUUUUAAACACACACAUUAUACCAUAUCAUUAUUUACAUAAUUAUCGUAUCAUUAAAACAUAUACUUCCAACAAUCCCAUCUUUAAUGUAUAGAUUAUAAUUGUAAUUUCAUUAGAGAGAAGAGAAGAGAAAAAGAAAAAAGAGGACACGUCACCGUUUUCACCCAAAGUAAUAAACAGUGGACGGCACCGAACCCAUUUGACUUCCUUUCCCAUUCUUCUAUUUAUAGAGUUUCAUAUCAUUUAGGUCCCUACAGAUUAUUCAUAUUUCAUAUCCAUAUUCCUCUUCACUCUCUCCAAAUUCAAACAUACCAACUUCAUAUUCCAAUUUCAUCGUCCAAGUUUUCUUUUUAUCACGCCAAAAUGGGAAGAACCCCAUGCUGUGAGAAAGAAGGUUUGAAGAAAGGUCCAUGGACUCCUGAGGAAGAUCAGAAACUUAUUGAUUAUAUACAGAAACAUGGGUAUGGAAAUUGGAGAACUCUUCCCAAAAAUGCAGGUCUACAACGAUGUGGGAAGAGCUGCCGUCUUCGAUGGACAAAUUAUUUGAGACCCGAUAUUAAGAGGGGAAGAUUUUCAUUUGAGGAAGAAGAAACUAUUAUUCAACUUCACAGCAUUUUGGGCAACAAGUGGUCUGCAAUUGCGGCUCGAUUACCAGGAAGAACAGAUAACGAAAUAAAAAACUAUUGGAACACUCAUAUUAGAAAAAGGCUAUUAAGAAUGGGAAUCGACCCGGUAACCCACAACCCAAGGCUUGAUCUUCUUGAUUUAUCUUCAAUUCUGGGGUCAUCGUUUUACAACAACAAUAGUCCCAAUUCUCAAAUGAACAAUUUCUCAAGGUUAAUUGGAAUACACAACUCAACAGUUAACCCUGAAGUCCUUAGAUUUGCCAACUCUUUCAUUGCCUCUAACAAUCUCUCUCAAAAUCCAAAUUUUCUACUUCAAAACAUUGAUCAAAAUCAAGAACAAUAUUCCCAAAUGAUCAUCUCUCAAUUACAAUUACAACAACAACAACAAUCCCACCACCAAAUUGACCAAUCCUCAGCUCUUCCACCGCUCCAUGAAGUCUCCGCCGGUUGCAGUCCGUCCACCACUACCUCUUACGGCGGAGAACCCCCCUAUUAUCACUCCUCCGGCCACCAAUUACUAUUCCCAUCAUCAUCAAACUUCACCACUGACUUUUACUCCCAAAAUUGUCAACACCCAAGUGACAAAAUGCCCUCAAUUAAUAAUAACUUGAACGGUUUUAAUUACUCAUCUUUAGAAGAGUUUCAAAGUUACGAUUUGUAUGGUUCACAUGAAGAACGAGAACGAGAACAAGAACAAAAACAAUUUCAUGAACAAAUUAUGGAGGCGUCGCCGGAAACGUCGACUCUGAAUUCAAGCCCGACGCCAUUGAACUCAAAUUCAACAUAUUUCAGUACAGCCAAUGGGAAUGGGACCGAUCAAGAUGAUAGAGAAAGCUACUGCAGCCAAAUUUUUAAGUUUGAAUUUUCCGAUUUUUUGGAUGUUAAUCCCGCCUUCAUGUAAUUCCCAAUAUUGAGAUCUUAUCAUAAAAGGCUUUAAUUUUGGAAAUGAUGCCUUGUAAAAAUUUUCCAAUAAUUUUCAUUAUGUGCCUAAAUGUAUGAUUUACACCCUCUUCUCUCCUUUUUUA
Messenger RNA from Cucumis sativus (cucumber), 2040 nucleotides. RefSeq names its product transcription factor MYB102. NCBI's taxonomy places the organism in Eukaryota, Viridiplantae, Streptophyta, Magnoliopsida, Cucurbitales, Cucurbitaceae. The transcript is spliced from 3 exons. The record is from RefSeq and is a predicted model, not a curated record. Bases 753 to 1916 code for a protein of 387 amino acids.